Oncorhynchus keta (chum salmon) is the source of this 3350-nucleotide messenger RNA. It is a transcript of the gene rnf115b, whose product is annotated as ring finger protein 115b. Gene Ontology annotation, cellular component: cytoplasm; nucleoplasm. Gene Ontology annotation, molecular function: ubiquitin protein ligase activity. The transcript has 10 exons. The record is from RefSeq and is a predicted model, not a curated record. Gene Ontology annotation, biological process: ubiquitin-dependent protein catabolic process; positive regulation of DNA-templated transcription; protein ubiquitination. NCBI's taxonomy places the organism in Eukaryota, Metazoa, Chordata, Actinopteri, Salmoniformes, Salmonidae. Bases 70 to 975 code for a protein of 301 amino acids.
CUUACGCCUUCUGUUGGCUUGAGCUGCUACCAUACCGACGUCAGUGACUGAUUGUAUUUUAGGGUGAAGAUGGCGGAGGCAGCUGCGGCACAACACCGCUUUUUCUGUCACUGCUGUAAAGGUGAAAUCGACCCUAAAUUCCCAGAAUUCACUUGCCCCAGGUGUGAGUCCGAUUUCAUCGAGGAGUUGUCAGAAGACUCCAGUCUCUUGGAGAACAGCAGCACUGCAGAGGCCAAUGAUGAUGCAGGCACACUCUUUUCAGAGCUGUGGCAGCUGCUGUUUAUGGAACGCUCUGCCCUCCUCUCGGACCCCUCCGCCUAUGAGUCUGACCAGAGCCAACUGCAGGCUGCCCCUGCCUGUGAUGCAGUGGAGGACGAACUGGAGGGCCCUUCUGUGGACCCUGUGGGACGCACAGAGCCUUUGGAGCCUGAACCGGAACGCCCCUCUCGCCCGCCUAGCCAGGGGAGUCGACAGUCCCGUGCGCCAGCAGUGGAGGGUAUUGUGCAGCAGUUUUUGGCUGGCCUGUUUGCCAACAAUGGAAAUCCAGGUGUCGCACCAGCUGCACUGUCUGGCAUGUUCCAUUCAAAUCCAGGGGACUAUGCCUGGGGUCAGGGAGGUCUAGACGCAGUUAUCACAGAGUUGUUAGGUCAGUUUGAGUGCACAGGUCCACCUCCUGCAGAAAAGGAGAUGAUCUCAUCCCUCCCCACAGUCAACAUCUCUCAAGAACAGACAGACACAAGACUGGAGUGUCCAGUAUGUAGGGAGGAGUACUCCGUGGGAGAGUCUGUCAAACAGCUGCCCUGCCUCCAUUAUUUCCACAGUGACUGCAUAGUGCCAUGGCUCAAACUGCACGAUACCUGUCCUGUGUGUCGUAAAAGUCUUGACGGCGUCGACCAGAGCAUCCAGCCCCCACCAGAACCCCCAGAGCCCCCCUCCAUCAGGACAGACCCUCAGGGGGAGAGACGGGCUAUUUGAGAUCACUGUACAUUUCCUGGGGAACUUUGAUUGGGGUGAGAAAGAUCCAAUAUGCCUGCAAUAUAACCUCACCUGCAAAUGGUUCCAACUGUUUUCUGACAAAAUGUUAUGGAUUCAAUUUGCCCCCUUCGCAGAGGCAUUUCACCUGUUCUGAAUGUCUAUUAAAAACAAAUGAACUGACAUCAUUGAGCCAUAGGGACGUGACAAAUGUUAUGACAUUAGGAGAGGUUGGGAAAAUCCUGAAAGGUGAGCUGAACUCACUCUCUUGCAUUGUUGAUCUGGAUAAGAGAAUUUCCCUACUCUGUUCUCUCUGACCUCUUUGGUUGCAUCGCAAUAAUCUCUGCUUUCUCCUGAAGGGUGUACUUGUUCACUUCAUGGAUUUGAAAGGAAAUUACUGGUAUAUGGAAACUCCUAGGCCAUGCCUAAACCAAUCCAAAGCUUUUACAUUUGAGUAGUGAACGAAUGCAAACUUCGGGAGGAAGGAGAGGUUGUUGGGAAUGCAACCACAGGGAGAAUCUCAAUUGCAUACUUGCGUCCUCUCUACUUCUCAAAAUCCAUUGGAGGAGAGGAUCAGAGGGGCGGGAUCUUUGGCUUUCUCUUCCAAUGGGUUGCAAUUGGGUAUGCAAUUGAAACUCUCCCACGUCUCCCACUUCCACAUAUUAGUUAAUAAUGUCCACCUCUCUUUAUGUCCCCUAUUAAAAGCCUAAUGUUGUGUUCUUCACACUAUCCACCUACUUCCUGUUACAACAUUAUGCACUUUCCUAAUGCAUUAGUCUUUUACCUCUUUCUAUCAUUUUAUUUUGAAUGAUAAGUACAAGUCACAGCAAAAAAAACAACAUGUUUUUAAAAUUGAAUAUUUAAUAUUGAUUUGCCUAUAUGUGUAUUGGUAUGUACACUGAUCAAAAAAAUAAAGGGAACACUUAAACAACACAAUGUAACUCCAAGUCAAACACACGUCUGUGAAAUCAAACUGUCCACUUAGGAAGCAACACUGAUUGACAAUAAAUGUCACAUGCUGUUGUGCAAAUGGAAUAGACAACAGGUGGAAAUUAUAGGCAAUUAGCAAGACACCCCCAAUAAAGGAGUGGCUCUGCAGGUGGUGACCACAGACCACUUCUCAGUUCCUAUGCUUCCUGGCUGAUGUUUUGGUCACUUUUGAAUGCUGGCGGUGCUUUCACUCUAGUGGUAGCAUGAGACGGAGUCUACAACCCACACAAGUGGCUCAGGUAGUGCAGCUCAUCCAGGAUGGCAAAUCAAUGUGAGCUGUGGCAAGAAGGUUUGCUGUGUCUGUCAGCGUAAUGUCCAGAGCAUGGAGGCGCUACCAGGAGACAGGCCAGUACAUCAGGAGACGUGGAGGAGGCCGUAGGAGGGCAACAACCCAGCAGCAGGACCGCUACCUCCGCCUUUGUGCAAAGAGUAGCACUGCCAGAGCCCUGCAAAAUGACCUCCAGCAGGCCACAAAUGUGCAUGUGUAUGCUCAAAUGGUCAGAAACAGACUCCAUGAGGGUGGUAUGAGGGCCCGACGUCCACAGGUGGGGGUUGUGCUUACAGCCCAACACCAUGCAGGACGUUUGGCAUUUGCCAGAGAACACCAAGAUUGGCAAAUUCGCCACACUGAGCACGUGACAGAGUCUGGAGACGCCGUGGAGAACGUUCUGCUGCCUGCAACAUCCUCCAGCAUAACCAGUUUGGCGGUGGGUCAGUCAUGGUGUGGGGUGGCAUUUCUUUGGGGGGCCGCACAGCCCUCCAUGUGCUCGCCAGAGGUAGCCUGACUGCCAUUAGGUACCAAGAUGAGAUCCUCAGACCCCUUGUGAGACCAUAUGCUGGUGCGGUUGGCCCUGGGUUCCUCCUGGGUUCUUCCUAAUGCAAGACAAUGCUAAACCUCAUGUGGCUGGAGUGUGUCAGCAGUUCCUGCAAAAGGAAGGCAUUGAUGCUAUGGACUGGCCCGUCCCGUUCCACAGUCCUGAAUCCAAUUGAGCACAUCUGGGACAUCAUGUCUCGCUCCAUCCACCAACGCCACGUUGCACCACAGACUGUCCAGGAGUUGGCGGAUGCUUUAGUCCAGGUCUGGGAGGAGAUCCCUCAGGAGACCAUCCGCCACCUCAUCAGGAGCAUGCCCAGGCAUUGUAGGGAGGUCAUACAGGCACGUGGAGGCCACACACACUGCUGAGCCUCAUUUUGACUUGUUUUAAGGACGUUACAUCAAAGUUGGAUCAGCCUGUAGUGUGGUUUUCCACUUUAAUUUUGAGUGUGACUCCAAAUCCAGACCUCCAUGGGUUGAUAAAUUUGAUUUCCAUUGAUAAUUUUUGUGAUUUUUGUUGUCAGCACAUUCAACUAUGUAAAGAAAAAAGUAUUUAAUAAAAAUAUUUCAUUCA